UACACCUGCGUCUACACGGCAUCCGCAUCAAGAACAUUAUCACCUCCUCGGACCUAGGCAUAAUAUGUCUCCAGACAGGCUAAAUAUGACAACCUUCGUUCCGCGCACCGUCUUCCCGACGCUCGAGUCGCUCCCACGCUCGUACUACCUCGGACAUCAUGCCGCCGGACUCGCGAAGAUGAAGACAAUGCUCUCACAGAUCGACCACAUCAUCGAGUGCCGCGACUAUCGCAUCCCCCUCACGUCGCGCAAUCCGAUGUUCGAGGACAGUUUGGCGGGGCGGGAGCGCAUGAUCGUGUACACGAAGAAAGAUCUAGGGAGUACAGGCACACCCGAAGACAAGAAAAGACAUGAUUUGAUUCGUGAAUGGCAUCGUCCUUCGAAAAUCAUCUUCUCCAAUCACAAAGAUCGUAAAGAUGUGCGUGUUAUUCUGGAUGCGAUCAAAGAUGCGAAUCGCAAUCGCGGGAGCUUGACGGGCUCGUACUUGAUGGUCGUGGGUAUGCCGAAUGUGGGAAAGUCCUCGCUACUCAAUGCACUGCGCCGAGAGGGCGUGAACAAGGGCAAAGUUGCGCAUACUGGCGCCCAGCCUGGAGUCACGAGAAAGAUAGGGACAGGCGUCAAGAUCGUGGAGGCGGACGAAACAGGUGUAGGCGGCGUGUACAUGCUCGAUACACCUGGUGUUUUCAUGCCAUACGUGCCCGACUCCGAUGCUAUGCUGAAGUUGGCGCUUUGUGGAAGCGUGAAAGAUACAGUAGUCCCUCCGUUCAACCUGGCCGACUAUCUUCUUUAUCACGUUAAUCUGCAUGACCCAACAGUGUACAAAGAGUACUCAGAGCCUACCAACGAUGCCAUGCAGCUGCUCGAUGCAAUGGCAAGGAAGACUGGCAGGUUGAUGAAGGGAGGAGAGCCGGAUCUGGAGAGCACGGCCCUCUGGAUGAUUCAGCGAUGGAGGAAUGGUCACCUGGGAACGUUCACGCUCGAUGAAGUUUCCGAAAGUGCACUGGAGCAGUACAAGAUGAAGAUGCCGUCGAGCAGUCUCAGCCAAGCACGAAAAGCGGGCAAGCGAGCUGCAAGUGAAAGGGCGAAAGCAAGACGAGCCGGCAAUGCAGACUGAAGCUUGCGAGGAUACCAUUCACCAUACAGGAAUGACGGGCUAAAGCAUGGGAAUUGAGCCAGUGUGCCGCAGCUGCUCCGUCAGCUGAGCCGACCGGAUUCCAGCAAGUCUUAUUACCUUGAAGUUGGGAACGCCUGUCAGAGGAAAGAUAUCAGCAAUCACAUCCGCCCUCCUCUGCUCUGCUCUGCUCGACUCACAUUCAUCGCGGCUGUCUCGGCAGGUCUGAUGAUAUCGCCUUCA
Molecule: messenger RNA, 1354 nt
Organism: Cercospora beticola
Lineage: Eukaryota; Fungi; Ascomycota; Dothideomycetes; Mycosphaerellales; Mycosphaerellaceae
Gene: MTG1
Product: putative GTPase MTG1
Biological process (GO): mitochondrial translation
Cellular component (GO): mitochondrion
Molecular function (GO): GTP binding; GTPase activity
Source: RefSeq, a predicted model, not a curated record